Molecule: messenger RNA, 603 nt
Organism: Condylura cristata (star-nosed mole)
Lineage: Eukaryota; Metazoa; Chordata; Mammalia; Eulipotyphla; Talpidae
Gene: MS4A5
Product: membrane-spanning 4-domains, subfamily A, member 5
Exons: 5
Coding region: 1-603 (200 amino acids)
Biological process (GO): cell surface receptor signaling pathway
Cellular component (GO): plasma membrane
Source: RefSeq, a predicted model, not a curated record
AUGUAUUCCAGUGCCGCAGAUACACCUGUGUUUCUGAUAUUUCCUCCAGAAGUCACUGUCCCAGACAUUCAGUCCAUAGAAGUUUCAGAAACAAGCUAUGGUUCUCACAUCCCUGAUCCAAAAUUGAUUUCUGCAAAAUUGAAAGUCAUAGGGAGUGUCCAGAUCCUGCUUGGACUACUGAACUUUUCUUUUGGAGUUGUUUUGCUUUUCAUUCUUGAAAGCCCACAGCCAAGGUUCCCCUUUAUAUUUCUUUCUGGAUAUCCCUUCUGGAGCUCCAUUUUGUUUGUUAAUUCUGGAGCCUUCCUGGUUGCCCUGGAAAGAAGAACCACAGAAACUCUGGUGAGGAUGAGCCGGUUAAUGAAUUUGCUUAGUGCGGUGGCAGCCAUGGCUGGAUUGUUCCUCCUUACGUUCGCUUUCAUUCUCGAUCAAGACUACUUAUGCGGCUUUUCUAAAAACACUCAACCGUGCCAGGCAGUUACCACCUUAUUCGUUGGCAUUUUGGUUAUGCUGAUGACAUUCACCAUUAUUGAGCUGUUCAUUUCUGCAACCAUCUCGAUUUUGGGGAGCCCCACUGUCUGCUGUGAUAAUGAGGACCGGCACUGA